Drosophila subpulchrella is the source of this 1053-nucleotide messenger RNA. Its product is annotated as RNA exonuclease 4. Bases 89 to 931 code for a protein of 280 amino acids. Gene Ontology annotation, molecular function: 3'-5' exonuclease activity; nucleic acid binding. Lineage: Eukaryota; Metazoa; Arthropoda; Insecta; Diptera; Drosophilidae. Gene Ontology annotation, cellular component: nucleus. Gene Ontology annotation, biological process: rRNA processing. The record is from RefSeq and is a predicted model, not a curated record. The transcript has a single exon.
CGGUCACACUGGCAGGUGUAUUCGAACAAAAUAACACAUUUUGUCAAAAGCAGGAUAUUUAUCUGAAAUAUAUAGAUGACCCGGCGUCAUGUCCACUACACAACGUCAGAAACAAUUCGACAAGAACCGCAGCCGUGCGACUAACACAGCCAGCGGCAGCAGUGGUCCCAGUAACAACAGCAACGCGAAAAAUGUGGUUUCCCAGAAUCAGCGCAAGCUUCAAACUUCCAUGGAACGCCUGCAGGUGCAACAGGCCAACACAAGUCGCCGGGCGGCCGGCUCCAACUGGAUGGCCGCCGCUGGAGGAGCAGCUGCCGGAAGCGAGAACCAGGAGGCGAGUGCGGAGUCGACGCCACUGACGAAAUCGGCACGCAUGCGCAUCAAAAAGAAGGCUCAGCGCAAUCGCUACUUGGCCAUGGACUGCGAGAUGGUGGGUGUGGGACACAACGGACAGGACGACAUGCUGGCCCGCGUGUCUAUCGUGAAUCGCGUGGGCCAUGUGCUACUGGACAAGCAUGUAAAGCCGCGCAUGGAGGUCACCGACUACCGCACCAGCGUCUCGGGCAUUCGUCCGCAGGACAUCGCCAACGGUGAGGAGUUCGACGCCGUGCAGAACGAGGUGGUCAAACUGCUGCACGGCCGCAUCCUGGUCGGACACGCCCUGGGCAACGAUCUAGCCGUCCUGAGCAUCCGCCAUCCGUUCGACGAUAUCCGCGACACGUCGCGCUACAAGCCGCUCUGCAAACUCGUCUCAAAUGGCCACACGCCCAGCCUUAAGCGCCUGACCAUGGCCGUCCUGGGCCAGGAGAUCCAGACAGGCGAGCACAACUCUGUGGAGGAUGCACGCGCCGCCAUGGGAAUUUACAAUCGCAUCGCCGCCGACUGGGAGAAGUACCUGGAGAAGAAGCGGCACCAGCAGCAGCACUACUAGCUGCCCAAUCGGGGAGCCCCACUGCACUCAGGGGAAGAAAUGCGGUAGCCUUAAGUUAUUUGUAUACACGAGUUUCACAUACUGGAAACUGUUGUUUAAUUCUAUAAAACGUUACAACCUAA